Phalaenopsis equestris is the source of this 1495-nucleotide messenger RNA. RefSeq names its product protein SMG9-like. The transcript is spliced from 8 exons. The record is from RefSeq and is a predicted model, not a curated record. NCBI's taxonomy places the organism in Eukaryota, Viridiplantae, Streptophyta, Magnoliopsida, Asparagales, Orchidaceae. Bases 77 to 1348 code for a protein of 423 amino acids. Gene Ontology annotation, biological process: nuclear-transcribed mRNA catabolic process, nonsense-mediated decay.
UUGAAUAUUCAUUCUACAUUGAUACUUCUUUUUCCCUGGCUCGGCUACGCAGUACGGUGGCGAGCAUUUGUUUUCAAUGGCUGGCGUCGGUGCGCAGACUACCACUGCUUCGUCAAGCUCCUCCAUGGGUCUAGCAUCCUCUUCGUCGGGCCUCCCUCCAGCUCCGCCUCCGCAGAAGAUUCUGCUCGCCAAGCCCGCUUCCGGAGCCGCUUCCUCUAGGUUAGCUCGCGACGACGAUCCCUCCGCUGUCGUCAUCCGUUCUCGCAAUGCCCCGCAGCCGGGAUCGCUCAGCCUUAUUUCUGAAUCAUGGGACGUCCACAUCGAUCGGAUUCUUCCGUUUCUUAACGAGAAUAUGGAUUUUACUGUCAUUGGCAUUAUUGGACCGCCUGGGGUAGGCAAGUCGACAAUCAUGAAUGAAUUGUAUGGCUUUGAUGGAAAUUCUCCAGGAAUGUUGCCACCUUUUACAACACAAUCUGAUGAAGUUAGAGCGAUGGCAAAACAUUGCACUUCCGGCAUUGAAUUAAGGGUUACUUCUGAAAGAUAUAUACUACUUGAUGCACAGCCAAUAUUCAGUCCCUCUGUUCUGGUUGAUAUGAUGAGACCUGAUGGAACUUCUGCAAUUUCUGUGCUGAAUGGAGAGUCUCUAUCAGCCGAUUUAGCUCAUGAGUUAAUGGGUAUACAGCUCGGUGUUUUCCUGGCUUCCGUAUGUAACAUAUUGUUGGUUGUAUCAGAAGGAAUUCAUGACUUUAGCAUAUGGCAGCAUAUGCUUACAGUUGACUUGCUGAAGCAUAAUAUACCAGAUCCCUCCACUCUGGCCACUGGUCAAACACAGGGUUCUACUUCUUUUCUGGACAAGGAGAAUAAUGGCAACCUUCUAGCUCCAAGUGAUGAGUAUCUAGCGACUCUUGUAUUCAUACAUACCAAAUUGCGGGACCUUGAGCUUUCUCCUUCAAACACUAUGCUCUUGAGGAAGGCUCUCCUGAAAUAUUUCAGCUCAUCAUCAUUCAAUAAUAUAAACAAGUCAAAUGAAUUGAAAAAUGAGCAAAAUGAUUCUUCUCUUUCUCCACCUAACAAAGCUAAAGAGUCCAAAUUCAUGGGGGCAGACUUAAUAUUUCUUCCUCUGAAACUCCAAGAUGACUCACAGAAACCUCAAUAUGAGAGUUUCAAUUGCAUGAUGGGAAAACUUUGUGAUCAGAUAUUAUCAAUGGAACCCCAUCCAUUUGCAAAGCCUGUGACAGAACGUGAUUGGUUGAGGAACUCUGCUAAGAUUUGGGGCAUAUUGAAGAAAUCUCCUGUGAUCACCGACUACUGUAAAACCCUUCAGGCUUCUGGAUUGUUUAGGAAGUAAAAUAUGAAUAAUGGAUGUUUCGUGUCAUGAUAUUCCUGGUAAGCUUCUACCGACUGGAGGCUUUCUCAACUUUUUUCUGUCAUUAUGUUGAUGAUGUUAGAGGAUGUGCCUUUUUUUGUUCUUAUGAUAUUACAAUUUUUUCUAGGA